AUUUCAUUAUAUAGUGCAUUUAUUUCACCAUAUAGCUUUAGUUGAUUUUUUGUGGAGAGUAUUUAUUUCACAGAUGUUUUAUUACAGUGCAUACAGUGCAUUUAUUCACAUGUUAUAUUUAAAUGCAGUUACAUAUUUCAUAUGGUGUUUGAUGUUCAUUUAAUCAUCGAUUUCAUCAUUUCCAAUUUACUGUACUUAACAUUUCAAAGUCAUUAAAUCCCGAACAUAUCCCCUGGAAUAUUUGUACUAUUCCUGUUUUGUAUCUUUAACUGUCACAUUGGACAUCAUCAUGCUAGUGUCGUGGUUUUCUUUAUAUACAUAUAUAGAUAUAUUGUAAUUAUAUUUAUUUAUUAUAUUCUUUAUUUUUUACGCGACCUGCACCGAUACUUUUAUUUUGACAGUCCUGUCGACGCAUGCGCACUAUGCGCGUCUCGUUCGGUGACUCCACCCACCGGGUGCUGCCGGGUGCCCGAUGCGCAGUGUUUGAUGCGCAGUGUCCCGGUGUCGGGUCCAAACUCCUUAAACCGGGCAGCGUACUUAUGACAGCAUAAUAAGUCAUUCUAAUAGACGGUGAAAAUGGCGGCCGAGGCGGGACAGACCAGUGUUUCGUUUCCGGUCUCCGGGGUGGUGAUUGCAGUAGUUUCUAGUUGCAUCAAUGGCUCGACUUUUGUGCUUCAGAAAAAGGGAAUAUUACGGUCGCGCGACAGAGGAUGCUCGUACCUCACAGAUGUGGUGUGGUGGAGCGGCACACUGGCCAUGAUUAUCGGUCAAAUUGGGAAUUUCCUGGCGUACAACGUGGCCCCGGCCGUGAUCGUCACUCCCCUGGGAGCCCUCGGAGUCUUAUUUGGCGCCGUUCUGGCCUCGCGGGUCCUCGGGGAGCAGUUAAACAUCCUGGGGAAGCUCGGCUGCGUCUUGUGUUGCUGCGGUUCCGUGGUGCUCGUCAUGCACGCCCCUAAAGCCGCGGCCGUCACGUCCCGGCUGGAGUUGGAGGCGGGGCUGUCGGACCCAGUGUUUGUGGCGUACGGCCUCCUGCUGGUGCUGCUGCUGCUGGUGCUGAUCGCGUGGAUCGCCCCGGCCCACGGCUCGUCCAACGUCAUGGUGUACGUGGCCAUUUGUUCCCUCCUGGGAAGCUUCACCGUGCCCAGCAGCAAGGGGCUGGGCCUGGUGGCCCCAGGCGUGCUGGGGGCGGAGCCGGGGGCGCUGCCUCUCUUCCUGGGCCUGCUGGCGACGCUGGCCGUCAGCGUCCUCCUCCAGUUCUUCUUCAUCAACAAGGCCCUGGAGAGGUUCAGCUCCAACGUGUUCGAGGCCAUCUACUACGUGGCGUUCACGUCCAGCGCGACCGUCGCCUCGGGCCUCCUCUUCAAGGAGUGGACGGCGCUGACGGCGGCGGGGGCGGCGGCCAUGCUGUGCGGCCUGACCACGGUGUGCGUCGGCGUCGUUUUACUGCGCAUCUCGCAGGAGGCUUCCGUCACGUGGAGGACGACGAAGAAGACGGAGUGACGAGGAGUUCUAACUUUAUUUAUGCGGCACCUUGAAACCGGACAAAGCAGCAAAAGAGUUGAAGCCGGAUAAAACAUGAAAACACUCAUACGACUAACAGGAGGAAUUUAAAAGACUUGAAUCUCCUCUCAGAUACAUGUGGAACAUUUCUUAGUUAAUAUAUAACUCACUAACACCACUCAGAAUAAAACUGGUUUCCUCUUGAAUCA
Gasterosteus aculeatus aculeatus (three-spined stickleback) is the source of this 1709-nucleotide messenger RNA. RefSeq names its product NIPA magnesium transporter 1 (gene nipa1). Gene Ontology annotation, biological process: magnesium ion transport. Gene Ontology annotation, molecular function: magnesium ion transmembrane transporter activity. Lineage: Eukaryota; Metazoa; Chordata; Actinopteri; Perciformes; Gasterosteidae. The record is from RefSeq and is a predicted model, not a curated record. Gene Ontology annotation, cellular component: membrane.